This is a messenger RNA of Clonostachys byssicola, 477 nucleotides long. The record is from the annotation of a GenBank genome assembly. Lineage: Eukaryota; Fungi; Ascomycota; Sordariomycetes; Hypocreales; Bionectriaceae.
AUGAUAUCAACGAUUCGUCCCAACGAGCGGGAGGUAUCAGUCUUCGGAUCGAGAGGCGACGAGAGCCCCCAGUCAGGGGGGCACGAGGUCAAGCCUACGUCGCUCAGCGACACGUAUCAUGGGAGGAUCCGCCUCGAUAUCACCGAUUCGCCCGAUGGUGGAGUUGUUACAGGAAUUGACGAGCUGUGCUUUGCAAAGGACGGAUGCAGGUUGAUGCGGGAGGAGGAGGCGCAAAUUGGGCGAGGCGGGAAACGAGCGAGCGAGCGAGCGACAGGUCCUGGCGAAAUGUGGUGCCGGCGCAAUGCUGGAUAUCAGGGUCAGGACAGGCUGCUCGUGGUCCGUGGCCAAGGAUGCAUGUGCAUGGACAAAGUCAAAAGAAAGCACGGCCAAACCCACGCAGUGAGGGGAGGGGAGAGGUCGGUGCGAGGCAGGAGUGACUAUGAUCCCAGACGGGAUCUAGAGGAGGCGACGGCCUAA